Molecule: messenger RNA, 859 nt
Organism: Drosophila busckii
Lineage: Eukaryota; Metazoa; Arthropoda; Insecta; Diptera; Drosophilidae
Exons: 1
Coding region: 144-551 (135 amino acids)
Source: RefSeq, a predicted model, not a curated record
UCACUCCAAAAGUUUGACGUUUAUUUUCGGUUUCGGCUUGUACAAAAAAUUUCUCAUGGCGCAUUGCUGUUGAUCAAUUGUAAAUUGUAAAUUUUGUAAAUCCUAAGCCCAAGUUCAGGCGGUGUUAUUAAGUGGCAGGUAACAUGCAGCGCAUACUGUUGGCUCUGCUGAUGUUUCUGCAGCUGCUGCACUUGACUGUGACGGACGGCGGCGGCGUCAACUGCACAGCGCUGGACUUGCCACUGGCGGCGUGUGGCAAGUUCACUGCCAAUGGAUGUUGCUCCAAGGGCUGUGUGCGCAAUGCGCGCGACCGUUGCGUGCCUGAGACUUGCAUGGGCGGCAACUGGACGGGCUGGCUGAGUCGCCCGGCGAGCAUGUCCUGCUACUUUCACUGGUUCCUGCUGCUCUUCGCUGCAGCGAUAUUCGUGCUAAUGAUGGGCGUGCUGGUGUGCAACACCGUCUUCGAGAUUCGUCUCUGUUUGCGCAAGCGACGACGCAAUCGUUAUGUGCGCUUCAGUCCGCAUCAUAGCGCCGGCAGCAGCGUUGUUUAGCUACAAGCGAAGAGACAAGAGCGAAUAAAAGGAAGGAAGGAAGGAAAAGAAACUGUGCGGGAUUUGACAUAAUCUACAAUACAUUAGCGGUAGCUUUGCUCUGGCUUUCAAUUCAAUUCGUUGGGUAUCUGGCAUGAAAUCCAUGUAAAUUACGAGUUGCCACCUUGCCUGGCAGCGACUCGAGCGACAGCAACUCCAGGCGAAUCCUAUUACAUAGUAGUUAAAACCUGAUUAGGAUAUACUUGUGGUGGCAUUUUGCCUGCCUUAAAAACACCAAAUAACAAUAAAUGCGCACAUGUGAAACUCAA